Molecule: messenger RNA, 2306 nt
Organism: Salvia miltiorrhiza (redroot sage)
Lineage: Eukaryota; Viridiplantae; Streptophyta; Magnoliopsida; Lamiales; Lamiaceae
Product: purine-uracil permease NCS1
Exons: 1
Coding region: 458-2125 (555 amino acids)
Biological process (GO): nucleobase transport; transmembrane transport
Cellular component (GO): plasma membrane
Molecular function (GO): nucleobase transmembrane transporter activity
Source: RefSeq, a predicted model, not a curated record
GUCAACGUUUGUGAUUUUUUUUUUUGAAUAAAUUAACAGUAUUAAAUAAAGAAAUUUAAAGACCGCCCUACAGGAGACUCGAAUCCGAAAUCUUUGGCCUCAGGCAUUAACCCCUUACUGCUUGACCAACACACGCACACCGUUUGUGAUUCAUUUUGAUAUUAUGUAAGGUCGCAUGUGGAAUCAAGCAUUCGUAUUAGGAAUCAGAUCUGCGCCAGACUUUUGUGCUGGUAGUUCCAGGACACUCGCCUCUAAUCCGAUCUGUCAUGAACUAACAAAUAAGAUACUCCUAUUAAAUUGAGGAACCCAUCUCAUUGUCAAACAUUGGAGAAAGAUUCAAAAUCAUGUGAUAGAAUAAGCUUUUAUGGAUGUGACGUGCAUCAAUAAUUUUCCACCAUUCAUGAUCUGAUCAUCCUCAAACUCACAGAUACCACAGAUCUCAAACUCAAAGAAUCCCAUGGUGUCCAAAUGUUUGAGCUUCAGUCUCCAUCUCCACCAAAACCACAUCUUCUCAAACCCAAAACCCAACUACCACUUGAAGAAAUCACUAAUAUUCCCAACCAACUUAACUAAAAAACACCCAACCCUGCCGAAAAGAUGCUACCCAUAUCCCCUGAUGUCAUCAAAUCAUUCUCAAACAAUCUCCCAGUUCAACGAGUGGGAGCCCGACCCGACCCUGACGAACGAUGACCUCAAGCCGACGGCGUGGGCCCACCGGAGUCUCUCGGGGGUGGACAUGGCGAGCCUGUGGGUGGGGCUGGUGGUGGGGGUGCCAUCAUAUUACCUAGCCGGCAGCCUAGUCGAUCUGGGCAUGGCGUGGUGGCAAGGCAUAGCCACCGUGGUCGCCGCCAACAUAAUCCUGCUCUUCCCACUAGUCCUAACCGGCCAUCCGGGCACAAAAUACGGAAUCUCCUUCCCGGUCCUAGCCAGAUCCUCCUUCGGCAUCCGUGGCGCUCAUAUCCCCACUCUUCUCAGAGCAUUAGUUGGGUGCGGUUGGUAUGGGAUCGAAUCUUGGAUCGGCGGCGAAGCAAUCCUUCUUCUCCUUCCAAGAGUCCUCAAGGAAUCAUCUCUUGCAGAGCCAUUGAAGUGGCUUGGAACUUCGCCUCUGGCAUUUGGUUGCUUCAUCGUGUUCUGGCUGCUGCAGCUGGGAACAUUCUGGAAUGGAAUCGAAGGAAUCCGACAGCUUGAAAAAUACGCAGCUCCCAUUCUGACUCUGCUCACUCUCUCCCUCCUCAUGUGGUCAUAUGUUAGAGCUGGUGGGUUCGGCCACAUGCUCUCUCUCUCAUCAAAGCUUUCAUACUCCGAAUUCUGGGCGCUUUUCUUCCCUUCACUCACAGCAAACAUCAGCUUCUGGGCUACGCUAGCACUCAACAUCCCAGAUUUCACUCGCUACGCCAAGACCCAGCACGAUCAGAUCAUAGGCCAAGCCGGUCUCCCUGUCUUCAUGGGCGCAUUCACAUUCGUGGGCCUCGCCGUAACUUCAUCCACCCCACUCAUAUUCGGUGAACUCAUCUCCAGCCCAAUUCAACUUCUGGGAAGAAUCGGUGGGAUUUGGACCAAAAUCCUGGCCAUCUUAGGCAUAAGUCUGGCCACCAUCACCACCAACGUGGCCGCCAACGUGGUCGCCCCUGCGAACGCGCUGGUCAAUCUCAGCCCUUCCACCUUCACGUUCCGUAGGGGAGCGCUCCUCACGGCCCUCCUCGGGAUCGCGUUCCAGCCGUGGCGGCUGCUGCAAUCCAGCGAGAGUUUCGUGUACACGUGGCUGGUGGGGUACUCGGCGUUGAUGGGGCCCAUCGCCGCCGUGAUUUUGGUGGAUUAUUAUCUCAUCAAGGGCGCUGAAUUGAGCGUCCCAGAUCUCUACACGUUGAACCCCAGAGGGGCUUACUACUACGUCGGUGGCUACAAUUUGGGUGCCAUUGGAGCGUUGCUCCUUGGGAUUUUGCCAGUGCUUCCGGGUUUCUUCAAUAAGGUUGGAAUUUUGAGCUACGUUCCUCGCGCGUUCAUGCUCAUUUACAACAAUGCGUGGUUCUUUACCUUCUUCUUAGCUGGGUUUGUGUACUGGAUAAUGAAUAGGCGGACUCAUGAAUACCUCACAGAGCCCCUGCUGCCUAAUUCUGCAUCUUAGUUACAUAUUAUGAUUUCAAUCUCCUUUUCCCAACAUAUCUACUUUACCUUCAAUUUCUCAAACCAUAUUUGUACAAAACUGGAGCUAGCUUGUAUUUGUUGUGUUGAUUGGACGGACCACUCCAGAUUUACACCGGUCAUGUAUAUGGACCUUUUUUUUAUCAGCAGCGGUAAUUUAUCAA